This is a messenger RNA of Purpureocillium lilacinum, 1191 nucleotides long. RefSeq lists its product as uncharacterized. Gene Ontology annotation, cellular component: fungal-type cell wall. NCBI's taxonomy places the organism in Eukaryota, Fungi, Ascomycota, Sordariomycetes, Hypocreales, Ophiocordycipitaceae. Gene Ontology annotation, molecular function: glycosyltransferase activity; hydrolase activity, hydrolyzing O-glycosyl compounds. Gene Ontology annotation, biological process: carbohydrate metabolic process; fungal-type cell wall organization. The record is from RefSeq and is a predicted model, not a curated record.
AUGAUGUCCAAGGCCUUUUCCGUGGCCACGGUGGCCCUUGCCGCCUCUUCUCUUGUCUCCGCCCAGACUUUCACUGCCUGCAACCCCCUGAAGAAGACCUGCCCUGCCGACCCUGCCUUCGGAGGCACGACGAGCUGUGACUUCACCAAGGGUGCUUGCAACACCUUCUCGCUGGCCGAUGGCACCAGCCUGAAGUACAACGGCCAGGGUGCCGUCUUCAGCAUCUCCAAGGACAGCGACGCCCCGACCAUCCACACCGGCAAGUACAUCUUCUUCGGCGAGGUCGAAGUCAAGGUUCAGGCCGCCCCCGGCAAGGGUAUCGUCACCAGCGCUGUUCUCCAGUCUGAUGAUCUCGAUGAGAUCGACUGGGAGUGGGUUGGCGGCGACAACACCCAGGUUCAGACCAACUACUUCAGCAAGGGUGAUACCAGCAGCUACGACCGUGGUGCCUUCCACGGCGUCGGCAACCCCACUGGCCAGGUUCACACUUACACCGUCAAGUGGACGUCUCAGGGCGUUUGGUGGUUCAUCGACGGCCAGCAGGUUCGCGAGUUGACGGCCGCCAACGCCAAGGGUGGUGCCGCUGCCCUUCCCCAGACGCCCAUGCAGAUCAAGCUCGGAACCUGGGUCGCCGGCCGCAAGGAUGCUCCUGAGGGCACUGUCCAGUGGGCCGGCGGCUACGCCGACUACUCCAAGGCUCCCUUCCUCGCCUACUACCAGAGCGUCAAGAUCGUCGACUAUGCCGGCAAGGACUCUCCCGCCAGCGGCGGUGUCAAGGAGUACGUCUACUCGGACAACACCGGCUCCUGGAAGAGCAUCAAGGUUGUCGGCGGCAGCGGCAACGAUGACACCAGCAGCACCACGAGCGUCGCCAGCACCACCAAGGCCACCAAGACCAGCUCCAAGACCACCGAGGCCUCGUCGACCGAGACGACGUCCAGCGCCGUCACCAAGACGUCCAGCGUCGAGUCCAAGACGACCCUGACCUCUGCCGUCUCCACUGCCUCCAAGACCGACUCUGGCUCGGGCAACGCCACUGCCUCCACCACCGGCGGCUCCAACACGUCGCCCGCCACUGGCUCCGCCACGCCCACGUCCGUCCCCAAGUCGGGCGCCGAGCGCGGCGUUGCCGCCGUCGGCAGCGUCCUGCUGGCCGGCGCCGGUGUCCUGGCCGCCCAGCUCCUGCUGUAA